UCAACUUAUCUAGUACACCCACUUGUACGAUUUUGCAAUCUUUGAUAAUAAGUUGAGUUAUGUUGUUGAGAUUAACUGAUUAUCAUCAUGCCAUCAUUAGCGACGAAGUCAGAAACUAGAGUGAGGAGAUAGGUAGAAAUAAGAAAUUACAACAUCUUCCAGAACCUUGGAGGGGUGGGACAAGUAGAUUACAUCCGGCUACUUCUCAUUGUUUGACAGACACAUGUGUGCAUAUAUUACGACCUCGGACUAAAUGCUAAGCUACACGAAGCUCUUCCAGUGGGUAUAUAAGAACUUUAGUUAACAAAACUGUCAUAAUAUGAUGGAACUUUGGUAAUCCACAAUAUUAAUGUUUGGCUGAAAACACCAUAUUUGAUGGGGCCAACAACUUAUGCAAUUUCACUUCAAGUUAGAUGAAUACAACCUGAAUUAUAACUGCAUUUGGCGUGUGAAACGGUUUGGUCCAUACCACAACUAUGGUGAUGAUGAAAUGUGGUAAGGGUUGAGUUUGGGGUUAUAAAUUUUGUAGGGACGAGGGAGAGAAGGAGGGGAGGCAGAUGGCCCAAAGAUGUCUUGGGAGCAUUAGGACAAGAUUAGGGAAAGGGUGCCCUCUGCGUGGGUAUCCAGCCCAAUUUUUGUUGGGGGUCAACUACAGCAAGCAAGCAUAUAUAUUUCCCUACUAAACUCACACAGCAAACUAACUCUCAAAUCGACAGCCUUUGUUCCCAUGUGCUCUAAUUUAAGAGCAACAUUCCAAAAUAACAAACCCCUUUGUGCCCCUUCUGGCUUCUUCCCCCUUUCCCCCACACAUAAUUCUUAAUCUCUUAGGGCAAACAUCAAUCUCAAGGUGAUUAAUUAUCAACUCCCUAUCAUCAUCAGCAUCAUCCUCAUCCUUCAAGAGUCACUUCACUAGCUUGUCCCCUCAAUGUAGUCAUCUUAACCCACAUGGGAGAAGUUUUACAAGAACUUUAUAUUAUGCGACUGAAUGUACCAUGUUCGAGCCCAAUCCAUGGAGGGUCGACUAGGUUCAAGCGGUUUGCGGGCAUAGGGAGAGCCAGGUUACUCGUUUAUGAAGAAGAUAGUAGUCAUGCCAAUAUUGCUUCAAUGAUUUAUGAAGAUAGAAUUCAUAUUUAUAUUGUUCUUGAGGGUGGUUGUCUAUAUCAAGCACCUUCCAACCAAUUAACGCAUUGGUUGGGCGCAUUGGCACCUUCUAUAUUCUUUAUAAGUAUUUGGUGUUAGGGGGAGCAAACACUGUAGUUUUUGCCCCCUUAGACACCUCUCAUUAUAAGGUCAAUUCUUGACCCUAAUUGUCGCAUGUCGGGGUUCUUUUUGGCUUAUUGGAGUGAUCUUUGUGCACUUUUGUUGAUUUGGGCUUGGCUCUUAUCCCUUAUCAAUUUCGUUGGAGUUGGUAUGAUUAUCACAAGGACACCAAAAUACUAUGGAACUGUUGAGUGAUGGGCUUUUAGCCCAUGCACAUGUACAUGUAUGUAGUGUGUACGUAGGCCUAGUACCGAAACCCUAGGCCGAUUCUCCUCCUCCCUUUCACGGCUAGGGUUUGUGGAAUAUGUAUUUAUGUAACAUGUACCACAUUCUGGAGAUAAUAAGAAACACCAAAAUCGCCUUUGUGCCGUGGAUUAGUCUCGACGAUCAUACGUUGAGGAUACCACGUAAAUUUGUGUCUCUCUGUUUCGAUUACAUACGUUUCGAUUGUAUCUCUAUAUCAGAUUAGUUAACAUGGUAUCAGAGCUUACGAUCAUGGAAUCCGAUCAGAUGACCACCCGUCUCAAUUCCAAGAACUACGCCAUAUGGGUGUUUCAGUUUCGAACAAUGAUCGAGGGGAAGGGGUUUCUUGGCCAUCUCGAUGGUACAUCUGCACGUCCUGUUGUUCCGCCCUCGACGGAUCAAGAGCUCGCAAAAUGGGUCCAAAACGACGCUAAGGUGCGCCCGAUGCUUCUAAAUUCGGUGGAUCCCACCAUUCUUCUGGGUCUUCGCUUACUCUCUUCGGCUGCCGCCAUGUGGAAAUCAUUGGCCGAUACGUAUGCCUGCACCAGUAAUAACCGCCAGUUUGAGCUUGAAGUCGAGCUUGCCGCCCUUCACCAAGGUAAUCUCAAUGUCGCUUCGUACUUUAAUGCUGCUCGUCUUCUCUGGACAGAACAGGAUCUGCUGUCCGCGUCACUCCUGUCCCAGCCAUUGCCCCCCGAUGCUCAAGCCGAACGCAAUAAGAUCCGUCUCAUUCAGUUCCUGAUGCGUCUCAAGCCCAAGUUCGAACAUGUUCGGGAAACCUUGCUUAACCAAGAGAAGCUUCAAUUUGAAGGAGUUCUUGGCAGCCUAAUUCGCGAAGAGACCCGUCUUCGAACGCAAGCCAAUCUGGAUGCUCGCCCGGGUCAUGGCGAUGUCGCCGCGUUCAGCUCUCUCCCUGGCGGGGCUGCUGCUGGCCGUUCUUUUCCCGCCGGUUCUGAUGCUCUCGCAUUCGCUGCUUAUCGCCCUCAAUUUCAGCGGCCAAACUUGUCUGAAGUUGAGUGCCACCACUGCAAGGAACGCGGACAUACCCAAAAGUAUUGUAAAGCUCGUAACAUUUGCGUUUAUUGCAAAAGGAAAGGCCAUAUCAUUGCUGAAUGUCGCACUCUUCAACGACACAUGGCGGGAGGGACUUCAGCUGCUGGCGGCGCUGAGAGCAGUAGCGCUGGGUUUCGUGGUUCCAGUCUUGCAGCGCCAGCACCUCCUGCUCGGCCAGCUUAUGCGACGACAUCAUCCACUCAUGCGGCAGCGAUAGCUCCCAAUUCUGAAGGGGUGCUGGUGACCUCGGCUACUUUGGAACAAAUGGUGAAUAAGGCUAUCUCCUCUGCCUUUGCGAGCCUACAAAUGUCGGGUAAGAUUCCUACCUGGAUAUUGGAUUCGGGAUGUUUUAAUCAUAUGAACAGUAAUUGUUCUGUGCUUAAGUAUCUUUCUCCUGUUCAUGAUUUAUCCAUACAAGUUGCGUAUGGUGCUAAGCUUCAGGUUAAGGGUGUUGGUUCGGUUAAUAGUUCUCAUGUUCAUUUACCUGAUACUCUGCAUGUUCCCUGUCUUGUUCCUAACUUGGUGUCUGUUGGCCAACUUACUGAACAAGGUUGUCGUGUUGUUUUUGCACCGUCUGGCUGUGUUAUUCAGGAUCUGACGACGGGGAGGGAGCUCGGGAGGGGUAGCAAGCGCGGCCGCAUAUUUGAGCUGGAUGAGCUGACUUCUAAAUUGCCCAUCUCACAAUUAUCAUCAUCAAGCUCUCCUUCGGUGUCUAGGGUGUCUCCUUUUCCUGUUUUUUCGAGUCUGGGUGAACAAAAUUUUCAGUUGUGGCAUUCUCGGUUAGGUCAUCCUAAUUCUCAUCGGCUUGAGACUAUGUUCGACAACAUUUGUUAGGUAAAUCUCCUUCACCUGGGCUUAUUUUGGAUUUUAAGUGUACCAGUUGUGUGGAGGCUAAAACAACUCGGAUUUCUUUCCCUUCGAGUACUACUAUUAUUGCUGAACCUUUUCAUUUGGUCCAUACUGAUCUGUGGGGUCCGAGUCGUGUUACUUCCAGUCAUGGUUACAAAUAUUUUGCCUUAUUUGUGGAUCAUGCUACUCGCUAUACUUGGGUAUAUUUUUUGCGCCUCCAAUCUUAUCUUCUUACUGUUGCCACUGAAUUCCUCACCAUGAUCCAGACUCAGUUUGAUAGAACAUUCCGUGUAGUCCGUUCUGA
Molecule: messenger RNA, 3709 nt
Organism: Linum trigynum
Lineage: Eukaryota; Viridiplantae; Streptophyta; Magnoliopsida; Malpighiales; Linaceae
Source: the annotation of a GenBank genome assembly